UUUGUAAAAGAGAUUUUCCCCGCUAGGCUUAAGUGGCGUUUCCCCUUGGGUUCCGUCUGUUUGUUUUUUUCAUAGUGUUGUGGCGACGUGGUUGGUGUCAGCUGUUUUCGGACAGCUGUCUCGGGGGCACAUCCGCGUGAUUUCAUCUUUGUUUGAGCGGGGAGUGUUACAGAAGAGUGAGUCUGGUGUGGCAGGGGUCGGGCCAGUAGUGGUUCAGACAGCUGGUUUGACAUUCGAACAGCAAAAGGAGCUUUUGGCCAUGCAGUUUAAUCAGGAGAGAUUGCAGUUGGAGAUGAGGGGUCAGCAGCAGGAGGUAGAGAAGCGUUUAGAGGUGGAGAAGAUGCUGGAGGUGGAAAAGAUGAAAUGUGAGGUGGAACAUGCUAGAUUACGGCUGAUGGGAGAGGGCAAGUUUUCUCCAGGGGAGGAUGGUGGUGAUAGGUCGGCAUCAGGCAGUGGCGAUAUCAUUUCUUACUUGCGAUUAGUGCCAAAGUUCAAUGAGCGUGACCCGGACAUUUUUUUCACUCUAUUUGAACACAUAGCAGAGGCAAGAAACUGGUCAGAUUCGGACAGAGUGCUGUUACUUCAGUGUGUACUCACGGGGCGAGCACAGGAAGCCUAUUCAGCUAUUUGUGGCGAAAAUACUUUGGACUAUGAUAGAGUAAAAUCAGCGGUGUUGAAAUCUUACGAACUGGUUCCUGAAGCGUAUCGUCAAAGGUUCAGAAGUGGGGUCAAGGGAGAUAAGCAGACACAUGUGGAGUUUAUCCGUGAUUUAACUUCUCAUUUUCAGCGGUGGUGCGCGGCAGCAAAGGUUGCAAGUUUUGACGGUCUUUGUGAGCUCAUUGUCUUGGAACAAUUUAAAAACAUUCUCCCUCAGCGUGUGGCCACAUAUGUGAAUGAACAGAAACCUCCCACCGCGUUUAGAGCUGCUAAAUUAGCGGACGAUUUUGUGUUGACACAUAAGGGCAGUUUUGCGGAGAAAUAUUCUAGGGGUGAUUGGAAACGUGGAGAAGACAAUGGAGAUGCCCGUGCAAAGUUUUCACCAGGCUCCUCCCGUAGAUUUGCAGGUACAGGGCGACCCGAGGGGGCCAAAGUGGACCAAUGUCACUAUUGCAAAGGUGGGGGUCAUUGGAAGGAGCAGUGUCCAUUGCUGGAAACGAAGGGGAAGCCUCGUUUGUCACCACAUGCUCCAGCCAUGUGUUGUUCUGCCGUGUUGGUUAAAAAGCCACAGGGUGUAGGAUCGGGCAUGGUGCCUGAUAAGAAGCUGGUUUGUGCCGACUUGGAUGUGGGUUCUGUUUUUGGGCCGUUCAUAACGGAAGCCGUUGUGUCAAUAGUUGGUAGUGACAAGUAUGAUUAA
Gymnodraco acuticeps is the source of this 1354-nucleotide messenger RNA. RefSeq lists its product as uncharacterized. NCBI's taxonomy places the organism in Eukaryota, Metazoa, Chordata, Actinopteri, Perciformes, Bathydraconidae. The record is from RefSeq and is a predicted model, not a curated record. The coding region runs from base 260 to 1354 and encodes 364 amino acids. The transcript is spliced from 3 exons. Gene Ontology annotation, molecular function: zinc ion binding; nucleic acid binding.